Molecule: messenger RNA, 2928 nt
Organism: Chanos chanos (milkfish)
Lineage: Eukaryota; Metazoa; Chordata; Actinopteri; Gonorynchiformes; Chanidae
Gene: dnajc6
Product: DnaJ (Hsp40) homolog, subfamily C, member 6
Exons: 19
Coding region: 1-2928 (975 amino acids)
Biological process (GO): synaptic vesicle uncoating; clathrin-dependent endocytosis
Cellular component (GO): intracellular membrane-bounded organelle; vesicle; cytoplasm
Molecular function (GO): clathrin binding
Source: RefSeq, a predicted model, not a curated record
AUGAGCCUUUUAGGUGGCUAUAAGAAAAAGACCAGUUACGAUGGCUACGAAUCUUUGCAGUUGGUCGACAGUAGCGGUGAGUUCAGUAACGGGGGGAGAGGCGACGGCGGUGGCAUCUCUCUCGGUACCAGUUUGUCGGCGGUUACUCUCGGCUCCAAGACAGGCCCGGCACGAACGGACGACUACAGCACCAUGGACAGCUCAGGUAAGCCUGGUUUUUCUGCAGACGUGGAUGGCAGCUAUGGCAGUGGACUGCUGGAUAUGGUUAAAGGAGGAGCUGGAAAAUUCUUCAGCAACUUCAAGGACAACCUGAAGGACACAAUCAAAGACACCUCCACUAAAGUCAUGCAUCAGGUGGCCACAUACACUAAAGGAGAGUUGGACAUUGCCUACGUCACUUCUCGUAUCAUCGUGAUGUCAUAUCCUGCAGAGGUGGUGGAGAUGGGCUACAGGAACUAUGUAGAGGAUAUACGAUCAUUUCUGGACUCACGGCAUGCAGAUCACUACACUGUCUUCAACCUCUCCCAGAGGAACUAUCGUGGAGCCAAGUUCUCCAACCGGGUGUCUGAAUGUAACUGGCCAUCGAAACAGGCUCCCAGUCUCCAUAACUUGUUUGCUGUGUGUAAGAACAUGCAUAACUGGCUACGACAGGACCCUAAGAACGUGUGUGUCAUCACAUGCUCGGAUGGCAGAGCUCCAUCGGGUGUGUUGGUGUGUGCCAUGUUCUGUUUCUGCCACCUGUUUGCCAGCCCUGUGCCUGCCAUGCAGCUGCUGAGUGCUAAGAGACCUGGUUCAGGUCUGUGGCCUUCACACAGGAGGUAUAUUGGUUAUGUUUGCAGUAUGGUUGCAGAGAAGGCCUCCCUUCCUCACUCCAAACCGGUGCUCAUUAAAACUGUCACCAUGAGUCCAGUUCCUUGCUUCAACAAACAGCGCAGUGGCUGUCGACCCUUCUGUGACGUCCUUAUAGGAGAGACAAAGAUUUUCUCCACUGCACAGGACUAUGAGAGAAUGAGGGAGCACAGGGUGCAGGAGGGGAAGGUGGUUUUCCCUGUGGGAGUCAGCGUCCAGGGCGAUGUGGUGGUGUCUGUGUAUCACAUGAGGUCUCACGCACUGCAGGCCAAGGUAACAAACACACAGAUAUUCCAGAUUCAGUUCCAUACCGGCUUCAUUGCCCCCAGCACCACAUUUUUAAAGUUUAUGAAGCCGGAGCUGGAUGCCUGUGAUUCUCCAGAGAAGUAUCCUCAGUUGUUCCACGUGUUGUUGGACAUUGAGGUGGAGAACACAGAGAAGCAAAAAGACCUGACCCCUCCAUGGGAGCAGUUCCCCACUAAAGACCUCAGCCCAAACCUGCUCUUCUCCUGUCACCAGGAACAUCAGGAAGCUUUGGCUAUUGCAGAUGAAAUGGAGGGUUUGGAUCUGGAAGAUCCUGGGCGGUCCCAUGGUCCAGAAGGUCGGAUCGGUCCGAAUGAGGAGAGUGAGCCCUCUGAUGAUGAGAUGCUGUCACUGAGUAACGCCGGCGCCGAAAAACCCAAAAUGGACAAGAAAACGGAGUCUCCCAGCACCACGUCUGCUCCUCCUCCACCCGCAGAGGAUGUGGACCUGCUGGGGCUGAGCGCAGGAGCAGCACCUCCCCCAUGCUCCUCUCCACAGCCUCCCAACAGCAACACCACAGACCUGUUGGGAGAUCUGUUCGGUGCUCCGCCCACACAGCCUGCGAGCGGACCGGGGUCGGCCCAGUCCACGCCCCGCAAAUCAGUUCCCUUCCCUUCGCCCUGCCCCUCCCCGCGAUCCGCUGACACAUUUGAUCCUUUUGGGUCUGGACCUGCUCCUAAGCCCCAAGACUUUAUGGGGUCAUUUCUGGGUCCAGGUAACCUGGGUCAGCAGGACCCGUUUCUGCAUGCCGCUCGUUCGCCCUCCCCCACCCUGCAGCCGCCAGGCAUGGGCCGAAGCUCUCCUGUACCCCCCACUACACCAGCCGUCACCAUCCAGCAACAGAACGCCAUGGGGGGCUGGGACUGGAACAGACCCACCACUGCAGGCAGUGGUUUUGGGAUGGGCAGUAAAUCUGCCAGCACCAGUCCUACCAGCUCAGUCCACAGCACUCCCACACACCAGGCCAAACCCAGCACUCUCGACCCGUUCGCUGACCUUGGCAACCUGGGGUCCAGUCUUGGAGGUAGUUCCUCAUUCUCCAGUAAACCCACCACUCCCACUGGCACUGGGUCCGCGUUCCCCCCGAUGGGCUCUCCGUCUCGGCCUGCCGCCUCUCCCCAGCAGGGGGGCGGGGCAGGCUGGCAGCCCAACUCUGGGUUUGGCUGGCAGGCCGGUGGAGGGGCACCGUGGCAGCCUCAUACCCAGACCACACAGAACCAGUCCAGAGCCCCAGGGCCUUCCAUGCCACACACCUCACCCCAGAACCGACCCAAUUACAACAUCAGCUUCACCGGGAUGGGCGGUGCUUCUCCAGGCAGCGGGGGCGGAAAGACACAGCCUGGCGCAGGGUCCAAAGCUAAGGCUUCAGACGCUAACUUUGAUGACCUGCUCUCGGGUCAGGGCUUUGCUGGGUCAAAGGAGAAGAAGGGACCAAAGACCAUCGCUGAGAUGAGAAAAGAAGAGAUGGCAAAGGAGAUGGAUCCAGAGAAACUGAAGAUCCUGGACUGGAUUGAGGGGAAGGAGCGGAAUAUCAGAGCUCUUCUGUCCACCAUGCACACGGUGCUGUGGGAGGGAGAGACACGCUGGAGACCUGUUGGCAUGGCUGACCUCGUGACCCCUGAGCAGGUGAAGAAAGUGUAUCGCAGGGCAGUGCUGGUGGUUCAUCCUGACAAGGCGACUGGAGAGCCAUACGAACAAUAUGCCAAGAUGAUCUUCAUGGAGCUGAAUGAUGCGUGGUCAGAGUUUGAAAGCCAGGGACAGAAGGCUCUAUACUGA